GGUACCGAUUACUACCUAGCUGCUGUUGCCAUCCCCUAGAUCCGCUUCGCAGUCAUCGCGAGCCUCCGCUCUACGGUCGAGCAAUCAAAAUCCCAGCGCCGCCUCUGCCUCUUCACCGGCGAUUUAGCUUGAAACUUCGGCGUCCGGAAUCAAGCAAGCGAGGAUGUUGCCUGUCUCGCGAGUGAUCUCUUCCUCCUUCAAAUCCCUCAUUUCGCUGCAGAACCACCAGUUCCUCCAGCGAUUCCCCGUCAGCGGUACCGCCAAGGGCAAGGCUAAGAGCAAGACUGGGCAGCCGCUUAAACGCUCCACCAUCCGAAUCAAGAAGGCGGGUGCCCCCCCUGGCGAUGCUCCCAGCGGCGGUCGCUCUAACAAAGAAGCUGAGAACCGCGUCAAGCGCAUGAUGGAGGCCUGCCUCAAUGCGCCCACCCCUGUCCGCUAUCUCACUGCCAAGGACCGCCUCCGUGAAGCCGAGCGCGAGAAGCUCGGUCUCAUUUCCAAGGACCGCCAGCGAGAGAUCGAUCAGGCGAAGGCCGCUGCCAAGGCCGGCAAGGCUGCCGUCGAAGAGGAGCCGGUCAUCAUGGGUGCGCCUGGCCUCGAUUAUAUUACUCUUGGCCUUGUCGACAAAGAGGCCAUCCCCAAGUACGAGCUUACCGUCGAGGAUGGCCGCCGGCUUGCCAAGGAGUACAGUCGGCACUUGAUGCGGAAGCACCGAGCUAGGCAAGCGGCAGAGACUGCGUUCUUGAAGCUAAAGAAGGAGGCCAUCGCCGCGCUGCCCGACCACCUCCAGAAAGCUGCAUUGGUCCCAGAUUUGACACCUUUCCCUGCUAAUCGCUUCAUGGCCACGUUGACGCCGCCUAUUGAAGGAUACAUUGAGAAGGUUAGGGACGCUGCCAAACAGUUUUCAGGAAAAGAGAAGAUGCGUUGAAUGGAUCACAUGGCAGUUAUAAGCAGAAUAAUAUAUGUGGAAAUGGGCGAUGGUGGAAGCUAGAGCUUCACAAGCAAUUGGUUUCCGUUGGCAACUAUCCUAGCUUCAGUAUUUUCUCAUCUUAGCUUUAGUAUUGAACUUUGUUUUGAGGGAGGAGGAACAUAACAUGACAGUACAAUUAUCUUUAACCCACUUUUGGACACAUUUGCAAUCUUGUAUGUGUUGUAUUCGGUCAGGUUAAAGUUAUAGAGGAUGGCCUUAUCUUGCAUCAGCAAGGAAGACGAGACACUGCUUUUCUUCACAGUGAUUCUUAUUGAGCUUCUAUACUACGCCUGUAUGAUUGAGCCGGCGUAGGUUCAAA
Molecule: messenger RNA, 1286 nt
Organism: Zingiber officinale
Lineage: Eukaryota; Viridiplantae; Streptophyta; Magnoliopsida; Zingiberales; Zingiberaceae
Exons: 2
Coding region: 164-925 (253 amino acids)
Cellular component (GO): mitochondrial ribosome; mitochondrial large ribosomal subunit
Source: RefSeq, a predicted model, not a curated record